This is a messenger RNA of Chroicocephalus ridibundus (black-headed gull), 1271 nucleotides long. RefSeq names its product methylthioribose-1-phosphate isomerase 1 (gene MRI1). The record is from RefSeq and is a predicted model, not a curated record. NCBI's taxonomy places the organism in Eukaryota, Metazoa, Chordata, Aves, Charadriiformes, Laridae. Gene Ontology annotation, molecular function: S-methyl-5-thioribose-1-phosphate isomerase activity.
CGUUUCCGUCUUCCUCCCCGGGUUCCGGCAGGGCCAUGGCGCUGGAGGCCAUCCGCUACCGCCGCGGCUCCCUGGCCGUCCUCAACCAGCUCCUGCUGCCCGAGCAGCUCCGCUACGAGCCCGUGGCCAGCGUGGAACGCGCCUGGGAGGCCAUCAGGGCCAUGGAGGUGCGGGGGGCGCCGGCCAUCGCGCUGGUGGGGUGCCUGAGCCUGGCGGUGGAGCUGGCGGGGGGCGCGGGGGGGGACGACGCGGGCGAGCUGGCCGCCUUCGUGGGCGAGCGGCUGCGGUUCCUGCUGACGGCGCGGCCCACGGCCGCCAACCUGGGCCGCGAGGGCCGGCGGCUGCAGGACUUGGCCCGGAGGCGAGCGCAGACCCCCGGCGUCACCGCGCAGGAGCUGCGGGAGAGCCUCAUCGAGCACAUCGAGGGGCUGCUGGCGCAGGACGUGGCCGACAACCGCAGGCUGGGGGCUCACGGGGCCCAGCACAUCCUGGAGCGCGUCCCCCCCGGCGGCGUCACCCUCCUCACCCACUGCAACACCGGCACCUUGGCCACCGCCGGCUACGGCACCCGCGCUGGGUGGGUGCUGGGGUUCGGGGGGGGCGUGGUGCGGGCGCUGCACGAGCGGGGCCGGCUGCGGCGGGUGUUCUGCACCGAGACGCGCCCCUACAACCAGGGGGGGCGGCUGACGGCCUUCGAGCUGCGCCACGACGGGCUCCCCGCCACCCUCAUCGCCGGCGCCGCCGCCGCCGCCAUGCGGGAACACGGCGUGCAGGCGGUGGUGGUGGGGGCCGACCGCGUGGCGGCCAACGGCGACACGGCCAACAAGGUGGGGACGUUCCCGCUGGCGCUGGCGGCGCGACACCUCGGCGUCCCCUUCUACGUGGCGGCCCCCGGCGCCUCCUGCGACCCCUCCCUGCCCGACGGCACCCGCGUCCCCAUCGAGCAGCGCCCGCCGCGGGAGCUCACCCACCUGCGGGGGGUCUGCCUCGCCCCCCCCGAUAUCGACGUGUGGAACCCGGCCUUUGACGUCACGCCGCAUGACCUCAUCACGGGCGGCAUCAUCACCGAGUGGGGGGUGUUCGCCCCCGGCGAGCUGCGCGCGGCGCUGGCGGCGCGCGGGCAUUAAACGCCACUUCCGGCGCGGGGUGGAAAGAGGAAGAGAGAGCGCUUCCGCCUCGCUGUAUCCGGCAUCCCUUGCGCCGCGCGCCCCGCCAUAUCCCGGCGUCCUUUGCGCCUUGCCGUAUCCCGGCACCCCUCGCGCGCCCCGCCC